GUUGCUAGGCAACUGUGCCGACGCCGGAACUGCGUGGCUGUGAAAGAAAGACAUGGCGACCAACAGGGGAACAGCUGUGUCUGUCCAUCUCCAUCAUAUUUUAGGAUAUAUUACAGUAUUUAUCUUUGUUAUUUUAUCUAGUAACUCGUCGUCUGCUUCAGAGGACGAUGCAUUUCGCGCCGGUCAGUCGAUGUUUUCACCGGUGGCUGCAGCAUCACGGGAUGUUCGCUACCUCCUGUAUGAUGUGAAUCCACCUGAAGGCUUCAAUCUCAGACGGGAUGUUUAUAUCCGCAUGGCCACUUUGCUGAAGACGUUGAGGAAAGAGGGUGACUGGGUGCUGGUUUUGCCUCCAUGGGGACGACUGUAUCACUGGCAAAGCCCUGAAAUACAUCAGCUCCGCAUCCCGUGGGGUGAAUUCUUCAGCAUAACCAGCCUGCAGGCUAACAUACCAGUCAUUGAAUACGAGGAGUUUAUUGCUGAGUCUGGGGGUCCCUUCAUUGACCAGAUCCUUGUGCUGCAGAGCUAUGCAGAGGGCUGGACGGAUGGAAAAUGGGAGGAGAAGGUGGAUGACAGACCGUGUAUUGAAAAGCUGAUGUACUCAAAAGACAAACAGGGUUAUUACAGAGGUUGGUUUUGGGGUUUUGAGGAGACCAGAGCAUUGAAUGUCACCUGUUUAUCUGCUCAAGGACAUGCAUCUAUCCUGGCCCCUGUCUUACAAAAUAACAUAACAGCCACGUCAGUAAUGGUGGACAGAGCCGAGACUGUCCUUCAUGAUCACUAUGCUGGGAAAGACUACUGGGAUACACGGCGAAGUAUGGUGUUUGCCAAACACUUGCGCAUAAUAGGAGACAAGUUUAGAGCCAAUCAUCUCAACUCCACAGAUAAACAAGACCAGACACCGUACAAUGAGGACUGGACUCAAAUGAAAAACCCUCUGGGGAGUGCUAAAGGUGGCCCUUACCUGGGGGUCCAUUUACGGAGGAAGGACUUUAUUUGGGGUCACAGAGAAGAUGUGCCCAGUCUUAAAGGUGCAGUGAAGAAGAUCCGUAGUCUCAUGAAGAAGCACAAGCUACUGCAAGUCUUUGUUGCUACUGAUGCAGAUGAGGAAGAGCUUGCUAAACUAAAACGGCUGCUGCCCGAGAUGGUACGGUUUGAGCCCAGCUUGGAGGAUCUGGAGCUCCUGAAAGAUGGAGGAGUAGCCAUUAUAGACCAGUGGAUCUGUGCUCAUGCCAGGUUUUUCAUUGGGACAUCAGUUUCAACCUUCUCUUUCCGAAUACACGAAGAAAGAGAAAUCCUAGGUUUUGAUCCUAAAACCACUUAUAAUCGAUUCUGCGGUGAUGUUGAGCAGGAAUGCGAACAACCCACACACUGGAAAAUUGUAUACUGAUAACACAGUUUGGAGAGAAUUCUCUAUAUAUUUUUUCAUGUUAUUGAUUACAAUGAUCAAAAUACAUUCUUUUAUAGGCAGAGCUUAUGUUUCUGAUUGC
This is a messenger RNA of Danio rerio (zebrafish), 1487 nucleotides long. RefSeq names its product protein O-fucosyltransferase 2 (gene pofut2). Gene Ontology annotation, biological process: protein O-linked glycosylation via fucose. The record is from RefSeq and is marked provisional. Gene Ontology annotation, cellular component: endoplasmic reticulum membrane; Golgi apparatus; endoplasmic reticulum. Lineage: Eukaryota; Metazoa; Chordata; Actinopteri; Cypriniformes; Danionidae. Gene Ontology annotation, molecular function: peptide-O-fucosyltransferase activity.